AUGCAGUCCGUCCCAGAAUCGCGACAGCAGUCCUUCGAGGAGAUCUAUGGACCCCCAGGAGAACUUCCUCGAGAUGGAAGUGAGUCCGCAACCCCCCAGACCCACGGCACAUCUCGCAACAUGUACACGUCGUACGAGAUUGUGUGCCGGACCAACAUCCCCGCCUUCAAAUUGAAACACUCCGUCGUGCGCCGCCGGUACUCCGAUUUCGAGUAUUUCCGCGACAUCCUGGAGCGCGAGAGCACGCGCGUCACUAUACCCCCGCUCCCCGGGAAGGUCUUCACCAACCGGUUCAGCGACGACGUCAUCGAGCAUCGCCGCGAGGGUCUGCAGCGCUUCCUGCAGAUCGUCGCUGGACACCCUCUUCUGCAGACGGGGAGUAAGGUCCUUGCUAGUUUCAUACAAGAUCCUAACUGGGACCGCAAUGCAUGGUAG
Penicillium mononematosum is the source of this 435-nucleotide messenger RNA. RefSeq names its product sorting nexin-3. Gene Ontology annotation, biological process: endocytic recycling; late endosome to Golgi transport. Gene Ontology annotation, cellular component: early endosome membrane; retromer complex. The record is from RefSeq and is a predicted model, not a curated record. Lineage: Eukaryota; Fungi; Ascomycota; Eurotiomycetes; Eurotiales; Aspergillaceae. Gene Ontology annotation, molecular function: phosphatidylinositol-3-phosphate binding. The transcript is spliced from 3 exons. Bases 1 to 435 code for a protein of 144 amino acids.